AUGAAUAAUAUUUGGCUUGGCGUUGACGGGAGAAACUCUUCAACAAGUUCGGCACAAAAUGAAUGGCCAGUUUCUUAUCAUGGAACUGCCAAACAUAAUUGUAAAACAAUUGCUGAAGAAGGUUAUGAUUUGUGUAAGUGUAAACGAUUCGCAUUUGGGUAUGGAAUUUAUUCAACACCAGAUAUUGACGUCGCAUCUAGAUAUGCUACUAAAUUCACUCAUGAGGGAGAUAUAUAUAAAGUUGUACUACAAAAUCGAGUUAAUCCAAAUAAUUUGGUUAGAGUUAAAAAUGGUGUUGUUGAAUAUUGGAUUUCGCCAAGCGGAGAAGAUAUUACCAUGUCAAAUACCCUUUUAGCCGCAGCACUCAGUGCUAUUACAAAUUACAAUAUUAUUACCUACGACGACUAUUUAAAGGGUAAUAGAGGUAAUUGCAAAGAAUUGGACCAAAAUUCUCUACACCAUUCUCAUUUAGUUGGUGGUAGAGUACCCAAAGUCGAAGUUUCUCUCAGUCAACCUCAACCUUAUUUAGUUGAUAGUAGCGCACCUAAAGCCGAAAAUUAUAUCAUUCAAUCUCAUUUAGUUGGUGAUAAGGCACCUAACGUCGAAGGUUCUCUCCAACAUUCUCAUUUAAUUGUCCCUAAAGUUAUAUUCAUUAAAACGUUAGGAGGUAAAACUAUAACAAUAAAGACAGCAUUUACUACGAAAAUUGAUCAAAUAAAAUCGAUAAUUAAAGACAGAGAAGGUAUAUCACCAGAUCAGCAACGAUUAAUUUUUGCUGGUAAACAACUAGAGGAUGGACGUACUUUGAAUGAUUACAAUAUAAUAAAAGAAUCGACCAUACAUCUUGUUUUGAGAUUGAGAGGUGGCAGUCCCACUUUAUAUCUUCUACCUAAUCAUCUUUCUCCAAAUUUCGAUUUUGAUUUUACAAAUAUAAACGACAACGGACAAAUUCAUAAACGAGGUAAAUUUGAAUACAAACGCCCUUGUGGUUGGAUGAGAAUCGCUCUUAAUGUUCUUGACAAAUAUGAAAAUAAUGAUUGGCUUGUUUCUUAUCAUGGUACUGCCAAACAUAAUUGUAGAUCAAUUGCUGAAGAUGGUUAUGAUUUGAAUAAGUGUAAACGAUUCGCAUUUGGGCAUGGAAUUUAUUCAACACCAGAUAUUGAUGUCGCAUCUAUAUAUGCUACUGAAUUCAUGCAUGAUGGAGACAUAUAUAAAGUUGUAUUUCAAAAUAGAGUUAAUCCAAAUAAUUUAGAGAUAAUUCCAAAGGAAAGAACUGGUGGUGCUGGUGAAUUUUGGAUUUCACCAAGCGAAUCAGACAUUCGUCCUUAUGCUGCAGCAAUUUCAGCUGUUUCAAAAAAAUCGGUUAUCUCUUACGAUGAUUAUAAGAACGGUAAACUUGGAACGAUAAAUUAUUUUGAAUUAGAUCAAAAAGUACUUCAUCAAGCUCAUUUAGUUGGUGGACCAGUGCAAACUUUUGGAGAUGAUGAUUUCGAUGAUGAUCCAAAUAUCGAAUUCGUUCUACCAAAUACAAUUCUUCCUACUGUCACUUAUGUUCCAAAUUCCAUUUUAAUAAAUCAAAAUGCCAUUCAAUCAAUUAUUAAUAACAACAAUCAUCCUGUUCAAUCUUCCGUUCAACCCACCUUAAACCUCUCCAUGAUACCCACCACCACAAUUGUUUCAAAUCCUCCUCCCGAAACAACUAUUGACCGUUCAUCUCGUCAAAUUCAUGUAAGAACCUUGACGGGAUUAACGAUUGAAUUAUACCUAAACAAAUCUAAUACAAUUCAAGACAUAAAAAAUAGAAUUCAAGAAAAGGAAGGCAUACCACCAGACCAGCAACGUCUGAUAUAUGCCGGAAAACAACUUGAAGACGGUCGUACUUUAGAAGAUUAUCUUAUACAAAAUGAUACUACUUUACAUUUGGUAUUAAGAUUAAGAGGUGGAGGUGAUUCUCGUCUUUUCAUUCACUAUAAACAUCUUGACUCUGCAUAUGAUUAUGAUUUCACUUAUGUUAAUGAUAAUGGAAGAACUUUUAUGCGAGGUGACCACGUUUAUCAACGUCCUUGUGGUUGGAAUAGAAUCGCUCUCAAUGUUCUUGACAAAUAUGAUAAUAAUCUUUGGCUUGGGGUAGGCGGUGGUAAGAGAAGAUAUUCCACUGAUUCCGUAAAGGAUGAAUGGCCAGUUUCCUAUCAUGGCACCGCUAAAUAUAACUGUAAUUCUAUUGCUGACGAUGGAUUUCUUUUUAGUAGAGGAAAGCGCUUCAUGUUUGAUCAUGGAAUUUAUUCUUCACCGGAUGUUGAUGUGGCUGCCAAAUAUGCAACUAAAUUUACUUAUGAAGAUAAUAAUUACAGAGUCGUUUUUCAAAAUAGAGUUAAUCCAAAUAAUUUAGUUAAGCUUACUAGUGAAGAAACCGGGGUUGGUGAAUAUUGGAUUAGUCCAAAUGGAGAAGAUUUACGUCCUUAUGGUAUUUGUAUCAAGAAAGAUGAAUAA
This is a messenger RNA of Funneliformis geosporum, 2490 nucleotides long. The record is from the annotation of a GenBank genome assembly. Lineage: Eukaryota; Fungi; Glomeromycota; Glomeromycetes; Glomerales; Glomeraceae.